AUGUUUCGUCGCGAACAGUCCGAACCUGGGUCGGUUGCAAGUCUUCCAACCGAUGUCAUCGACAUCAGCACAUUCGAGCAGAUCCUCGGGAUGGAUGAUAGUGACGAAGACCGAGAUUUCAGCAAAGGACUCGUGUACUCCUUUUUCAGCCAAGCGGAGUCGACGUUUCAGGAGAUGGAUGAAAACUUCGAGAAUAAAGACAUCCUCAAGCUGUCCUCCCUCGGCCACUUCCUGAAAGGCUCCUCGGCCGCCCUCGGGCUCACGAAGCUGAAGGACUCAUGCGAGAAGAUCCAGAAUCUGGGCACCCGGAGAGAUGAGACCGGCAUGCGCGAGGAGCCGGACAUGGACGUCAGCUUAAAGAAGCUGCUGCAGACCAUCCGAGACGCGAAGAACCAAUUCGGGGAGGCCGAGAGAGCGUUGAAGCGGUUCUUUGGCGAUGUGUCGAGUCAGGAGAAGUAA
Molecule: messenger RNA, 459 nt
Organism: Eremomyces bilateralis CBS 781.70
Lineage: Eukaryota; Fungi; Ascomycota; Dothideomycetes; Eremomycetales; Eremomycetaceae
Product: phosphotransmitter protein Ypd1
Exons: 2
Coding region: 1-459 (152 amino acids)
Biological process (GO): phosphorelay signal transduction system; phosphorylation
Cellular component (GO): nucleus; cytoplasm
Molecular function (GO): protein histidine kinase binding; histidine phosphotransfer kinase activity
Source: RefSeq, a predicted model, not a curated record